AUGCGUUUUCAAGGAGUCAUUGGCGCAGCUCUAUUGGGCUCAUCAGCCCUGCAGCAUGUCGCUGCCUCUAUGCAGCUUGAUGUAGAGGGUGAUCUUGUCAACACCGAUGGCGACCUCAUGAACGCUGAGCGUCUUGAGACUCGUCAAUCGACAGGAAAGAUUCCUGUUACCGGAAUCACUGGAAACGGUAUCCAGGUCAGAAUGGAACUUCGCACCAUGCAGCAACAGUAUCCCGACAUGUUCAAUGUCUUCCUUCUUGGUCUUCGCAGCUUCAUGCAGAUGGACCAGUCAGACCCUCUUUCCUACUAUCAAAUUGCUGGUAUGUAUACCUUGGCUAGACUCUUCAAUUCCAGUUCCGGACUCAUUUGUUUCCAGNGCAUCCACGGAAGACCUUACGUUCCUUGGGAUGGUAUCGGCAGCGCUCCUGGAUUUGGCGGUGGUUACUGCACUCACACUUCCAACCUGUUCCUGCCAUGGCACAGACCUUACCUGGCUCUUAUCGAGGUGCAGCUUUACAAGCAUGUUCAACAAGCCGCGCAGUCUUUCCCCGCUGGUGCGACCAGAGACANNAACUGCAAGGCAUUCCCGGCUCUGAUAAGCGACCAAUGGGCUACCGUCACUACACCCACUGGUGUGCAGACUAUUCCGAACCCUCUCUUCCGUUAUGAUUUCCACCCUGUUUCUGUCUCUGACAUGUUUGCAUCUUGGGAUGUUACCAAGAGAUACCCUACUUCAUGGGACGCCUCUGCAAGCAGUCAAAACAACUUGCUGAACAACAUCUUCGCUAACAGUCAAUCAAACUACCGUGACCGUCUGUACAACCUUUACACCAACUACAACAACUUCAGUCAAUUUGGUGAUUCGGCAUGGAUGAGCUCUAGCUCUACAAACGCUGACAGUCUUGAAUCGGUUCACGAUGCUAUUCACUCAAGCAUCGGUAACAAUGGACAUAUGACUUACCUCGACUACGCUGCAUUUGAUCCCGUGUUCUGGUUGCACCAUGUAAUGGUCGAUCGUAGUUUUGCAUUGUGGCAAACUCUGCACACUGAAAGCUAUGUUGAGCCUCUCGCAGCAGUCGGAAGCACAUUCACCUACCCUGCUGGCACUGUCAAUGAUGACAACUCAGCCCUUACUCCUUUCUUCAAGGAUACAGCCGGCACUAACUGGACCUCGACCAGUGUUCGUGACAUGACUACCUUUGGCUACACUUACCCUGAGCUUCAGAACGGUGCUUCCGCUUCUAGCGUUCGUUCAGCAAUCAACAGACUUUACGGAAAGAACGCUGUUGCCGCUGAUGCUAAUGUAAAUCUCAAUCUCGGAAGCUCAAGCAGCUCUACCAGUUCGGCAGUACCCGCAGCUUCUUCAGCUCCUUCUUCCUCUAAGGCACCUGCAGCAGCUUCUUCAGCAGCUUCUGCCCCUAAAGCACCUGCAGCUCCUGCGGCUCCUGCAUCUCCUCCCAAGGCACCUUCUGCACCCGUCAGAGGAACUACCAGACAGCCUGCUUGGCAAUCUACUUGGCAGCCCCUCAACAUCUUGAAGAAUGGCCCUAUCCACAUUUCGCUUCCUUGGUGGAAGCGUGACAACAUGACCAGCGGACCAUACCUCAACACCACUGUCAGCACAAACGGUACCGACGAUUACCACCACGAGUACAUUUGCAACGUUGUAUCACAGAAGUUUGCCAUGAACGGAUCAUACGCUGUCUACGUGUUCUUGGGUAACGUUUCGACCAACUCCACAGAGGAGCUGCAACUCUCACGUAACCUUGUUGGUACAUACUCUGUCUUCUCCAACAUGCCAUCGGACAACAACCACAUGGCAAACAUGGAUCUCAAGAUCACCGGCACUGUUCCUUUGACCACUUCUCUUCUCGGAAAGAUCCAGAGCGGAGAGUUGCAAAGUAUGCUCCCUGUCCACGUCGAGCCAUACCUUCGUAAGAACCUCCAAUGGAAAGUGGCCAAGUACGAGGGAGGAGAAGUCAACGUCGCAGAUGUGCCCGAUCUUUCUCUCAACGUCGUUCAAGCUCCCAUUACUCCUGCAGCUAGCGAGAACGAGUUCCCUCAAUGGGGUGCCUUUACUGCACUCACCAGUGUGACUGCCGGCAAGCCUGGUGGCUACAGUGCUGAGUACUGGAACUGCCCUGAGGAUGGUUCAUCGUUCGACGGUAGCUACUCACGUCCUGCUGCUGUCCCUGCUGCUACUCCUGCAGCACCUGCAAACAGCGCCGCCGGUCCUUACGGCAAUGGCACUGGUGUAUCACCAGUUGCUCCACAGGGAACUGGCUCAGUCAACCCAAUGUCACCCACAACCUACACUGGCGCCGCCAGCAUUAUGAGCCUGUCUGGUUACGCCAUUGCUAUGGCAGCCGCAGCUCUUCUCAUCUAA
This is a messenger RNA of Aureobasidium musti, 2385 nucleotides long. The record is from the annotation of a GenBank genome assembly. NCBI's taxonomy places the organism in Eukaryota, Fungi, Ascomycota, Dothideomycetes, Dothideales, Saccotheciaceae.